Racocetra persica is the source of this 315-nucleotide messenger RNA. The record is from the annotation of a GenBank genome assembly. NCBI's taxonomy places the organism in Eukaryota, Fungi, Glomeromycota, Glomeromycetes, Diversisporales, Gigasporaceae.
GUACGACAUCGCUAUGAAGAAUGGAUGGCUAACACGAUUCAUCAAUUGAUGCUGGCUGGACGUCUACGAAAGCCAUCGUACGCUACUCUUGCACAAUGGGUAAUGGAUUCGUGGGACGAGGUUGACCCUCGCUUAAUCGUAAAUUCAUUCAAAUGUUGUGGUGUUUCGGUCAAGAUGGAUGGGACGGAAGACGAUUUGGUCUUCGACUAUGAAUCGUUGAGUGAGAAUCUGGCGGACGAAAACAAUGAGAAUUCCAAAGUAGUGGGUCUUGAUAUUAAUAGUGAAGAAUACGAAGAAGUUGAUGGCAUUAAUAAU